Messenger RNA from Heterobilharzia americana, 3579 nucleotides. The record is from the annotation of a GenBank genome assembly. Lineage: Eukaryota; Metazoa; Platyhelminthes; Trematoda; Strigeidida; Schistosomatidae.
AUUCUGCCGGCGAUUUCAACACUUGCGCUACUCCAGUUAUAGGCAAAUGCCACCGUUUGCCGUUAUUCUUUCCAUAACAGUCCUCUGCUUUUUAAUGCAUCAUGGCUUCACUAUCAUAUUUUAUAUUCUCACUGCAAUACUGUCUUUUAUUGUUGGUAUCUUUUUGGUGAAGGAGCUACCAACUGUAAUUUUCCGAAAAAGAGGUCUCCUAUUCUCUAAAGGAAUCCCCAAGGUCACUGCCAUAAUGGAUGCAGAAGGGGUCUCAAAGCCGAAUACUCGUUUAUCCCGCCAUCAGGAACUAGAUGACGUACUCAACCAGAUUGUGAGUUUUAUUGUUAGGGAUUAUAUCACUCCAUGGUAUAACUCUCUAACUCCUGAUAACACAUUUCCAAUGGAACUUCAUAAGCUCCUUCUGUGUGUUUUUGCGAAUAUCGUUAGAAGAGUAUCAGAAGUUGAUUGGGUACCAUUUCUCACUGAAACACUUCCUUCUUUCAUGGCAGCUCAUGUACGUGUGUACAGAACUAUGUUAGAGCGUAAAGCUACCUAUCCGGAUAAAGAUGCCGUAAAGUUGUUUUUUGAUAUAGAAGCGGAAACGGAGAAAAAUGUGUGUCGUGAGGAAGUCUGUUGUUCUCAGGACCGGGAAAAAGAUCAUCUUCGUUUGUUGAGUGAUAUGUUCUUAUUCUUUGUAACUCCUGCUGAAGAAUAUAGAGUGCCUGUCAUACGAUAUGUUGCUAGAGAGUUAUUGGUCAACUCUGUGUUAAUGCCGACAAUCAAUUUGCUGUCCGAUCCUGACUUUGUUAAUAGAACGAUAGCAUGGUUUGCAUCAGAUAGUGUUUACACAAGUGAAUAUUACUGUCAUUCACUUCGUAUGUCUGAAAGUAUUGAUGAAAUUGAUGUUGUUAUCCGUCAACUGAACAGUUUUAUGGACAAACUUCGUGGGCAUGAUACUGGUGGUGAUGAUGAUGCACUGAUUAAAGCACAACUUGGAAGCCUUGAUUAUGUUAGAAAAAUUUGUUCAAUCCGUCGAAGACAAAUUCAAGAAGGUGUAGCUGUAAAACCUGAACGUGUAUUACUCUAUCACUUACAACCGGAUAUACGACUUUAUGAUAUGUCAUUUCAAGAGUUGAUGUCUAACAGUGUUGCAGUUGUCAGCUUUCUAGACUUUUUAACUUCUAUUCGGAAGCACACAUUACUUCGAUCAUAUUUGAAUUGUGUGAGUUUCCGUGAAGGUGCCAGUAAACUAACACAUAUUACACCAACAACUGAUCAAACUAUUCAUCCAUCGGUUUUAACACUUACUGAAAGUUCAAGGAUAAAACUUAUUCCAUCGAAUACAACAUCCAGUAUAACUGAACCAUUAUGUCUAGAUUCUUCUCAUCCUACAGAGAAUAAGAAUAUAGCAUUAAAAACAAUUUCUGAUACACUUGUUUAUGAUGAAACUUUAUCCAAAGAUAUAUUAUCUAAUGAUGAAGAUGAUGAAAACGAGUUGAAACGAUCUAUAACUAAAGAUGAUGAUAUGAAAACAAUUAAUUUACAAAUGAAUUUCAAAGAAGAUGAAAAUAAUGUCAUAGAAACAGGUGAUGAUGAAACUUCUCAUGAUUCUAUUGAACAAUUACGUGCAUUUGGUAUAACUAUAUGUAGUCAUUUAUUACAUUUUAUGCCAUUAUCAGCUGAACCAUUAAUUCAACGUACACUACGUACACUUACUGGUGAACCUGAUAUCUUGAAUCCGAAUUCUUUUAAUGAAAUAGAAACAUAUAUUGUCAACAUCCUCUCAGGUCCUGAUUGUUUUGGUGCAUUCAAACAAAGUAAUCAUUAUAUUCAUCUGUUAGCUGAAUUAGAUCUUUUAAAAGAACCAUUGGAACAAUCUUUAUCAUCAAAUAAUAUGCAUAUUUCCAAUUCAACUCAAUCAUUACGUCGUCUUCAAUCAUCAAGUUCAAUGUUUCAAUCGGAUAAAAUUAUUGUAUCAUCAAAAAACUUGAAUAUACCACGUGUUUCUUCUUAUACACAAAUGUCACUACCUUCAAAUUCUUUUGAUGAAUGUACAAAUUGGCAAAAUCUAGAAAGUGAAUCAGCCAAAGAACCGAAACAACAGAUUUUAUUGCCAACUGUGUCAGAAUCAUCUUCUAUUCAUUCGAGAAACACAAUCUCAAUGCUUUCGAUGAUUUAUAUACAGCUGAAAUAAGUCGAACAGAAAUAAUGCACGAUUCAUAUGUGAUUUAUACUAUCAAAGUUAUUCAUAUCUCACAAUCUACUGGUCUAUCUGAGUCGUGGAAUACCCUACGUCGUUUUAGACAUUUUGUUGAAUUACAUCCUUCAUUACAAAUCGAUGCGGUCGCAUUACUGAAUUGAAAUUACCCUCGAAAAUGGCAUUCAAUAAUAUGAGCCCUGAAUUUUUGGCACAACGUCGUCGUGGACUAAACAUCUAUUUGAAAGUAGGUCUCUUAUUCUAUAAAAGAUUGCUCAUCUUUAGCAUCAGUUUUGCUGUUGAAUGAUUUAAAAACUUUAUUUAUUGAGCUUUUAUUGCAGGAUAACUUUUGUUGACCACCCUAGCAACAACUGAAAUGACCAAUUAAAAUACUUCAAGUUGUUAUUCAUCGAAGACUGAAAAUUACGUUAUAAAAUACGUUAUUUUAUGAAAAUCUGUUUUUCCAGCCGAAAUAAAGAAAGCUAAUUGGUUAUUUUGAUCGUUGCUAGAGUGGAUUUCAGCCACUCCGGUUGACAGAUGAGGAGAUUAUCUAACUCUGAUCCUGGUCCUAACUAUUAUCAUUCCUCAACUUUUUCUAAGUUGAUCCUGCAGUCACUAGCACAAGACCAGCUGACUCAGAGACAAGAUGAAGUUAGGGUGAUUAAUGAGACGGCUAAUUACAUUCCUUUAGUUCAUGGAAAUGUGCUUACUCAGGCAAAAUGUCGGAACCUGAUUAGUCUAUUCAGCAAUUGCUAGGGUGGCUUUUAAAGUAACUCAAACGUUAGAUGGUUAACCCUAUACAAAACAUAUGGGAAGUGAUCAAGGCCACCUUGACAACUGUGAAAAUAACCAAUCACACUACCUUUUUUUUGGUUGGGAAGAAAAUUUUUCAUAGAAUAGAGAAACGUAGUUGGUUGUUUCAUAAGUUGCUAGGGUGAUCUCUAAAGUCACUCGUUCAAUGCGUAGGCGGCCCAAUCAGAAUGUCAGUGAAUGAGAAUAAAAAUAUAGACACGUGAAGGAUAUUCCUUCUGGCUAUGAAUAAUACGUAACCCUAUUAGAAUCACCUUGUACAGCUUAGUCGUCUGCCUGCCUGCCCUUUGCUAUAGUGUAUUUCUGUAUGCUCUACCGUAGCCAGGUUCCGUUUCUAUUCAACCGUAAUGAACAACGAAAUGCAUCAAAGCAGAACAAGAGAGAUAUAAUUGACAACAAUAUUAGAUAUAGUUUAAUUAUUGUUGUGUAAGUUACAGCGUGUUUCAAAUAGAGGUCAUCCAUCCAUUCAAAUCAACAUAGAGUCAGGCAUUACUGCGUAACGGUUCAAGUUGCCACACCUCAUAUCACUACAUCAACUAAAACGUCAGUCAAGUGGAAGAUUAAAAUGAGAAAAUUCAGUC